This is a messenger RNA of Pelobates cultripes (western spadefoot toad), 19718 nucleotides long. Lineage: Eukaryota; Metazoa; Chordata; Amphibia; Anura; Pelobatidae. The record is from the annotation of a GenBank genome assembly.
CAGCCCUGCCCCUAAUAAUUUGCAUCAUAACAGCUGGUUAUAAAGGUGGCAUGGUUCCACUUGAUAGUUUCACUAGUACUGGGUGCUAAUUAUCAGUGCAGGACUGUACCUCCAUCGCAAUGGCUGUGAAAGACGUAUCUGCUUUUCUGUUUAUCCUUAGUCUUGUGCUGUUUCCCAAGUACAGUACCAGCAAUAGUACUUUUUGCAAUCCACUGCCUGUUAAUGUAAACAACAGUGAGAAUAUUUUGAUAGAUGUGAACCCCACAGAACUUACUGACAAUACAGUCUAUACAGGUAAGUUUAUCUCAUUAUAGAACUUAGCAUGGUUGUUUACUUUAACUUUUAAUCAAUCCAUUGUAGCAAUGAGAAAAAAAAAAAAAUUGUUGUGAUCUGUUUCCUAUUCACAUAUAAGCAAAUAUAGAUGCUGGAUCAUUUCCUGUUCACUUAGAAGUAAAUAGAAAUGCUCGUUCAUAACAGCUGUAGUUCAAGAACAAAUAGACAGCUGAACAAUUUAUUGAAUCAUUAAAUUGUAAAUUAAAAAUUGUAAUUUAAUUAUUAAAUCAAAUGUAGCAAUACCAAAACAAUUGCAUCCAAACGGAUCUCAAAACAAUACAGUUUUAAAAGUAACAGUGAGUUCAACUCUAAAUUUGCUCUUAACCUCAAUAAAUAUUUGCCUAUAAAAUGUAACUUUCUUCUGCAUUGUUCUGUUCUCUGUACUGAAAGGUAAAUCAUAAGCAAUUAAUUAUUUAAAAAAUAUAUGCAAAUACAUGGACACAAAGGGUUUGUUAACAUAGAGGGUAUAUUAACUUAACAUGAGAUCUGUCUCUUCUUUUAGCUUGAUUUUCAUACUAAAUUAUCUUGCCUCCAAUAUAUUUAAGGCAAUAUAUAUUUGCUUAGCUUUUCUUCCCAAAAACCUUUGCAUGUAGAAAGCGUAUGUGUACCAUAUGGUAUCUAAAUCAUAUAACCGAAAACUGGAGGUCCAUAGUAAUGUACCAGUAAGACAUUAUUUUUGAAAUAUGGCCAAAAACACAAAAUAUUAAAAAUAAUACAUUGUAUAUAUAUAUUUGCCUUGCUGUUCUUGUAAGAUUGAAUAUCUUCUCUGAAUAAGACAGGACAGACAAUAAGGUAAAUACCUCAUUCUUUAUGGCAUACAUAUUGAACGUACAUAAUAAAAUUACCAAAAUGUUUACACAAUACAAAAAGGAUAUCAUCAUAUAUUCAUCAUAUUUUUUAUUAUUCAUCAUCACUUUAAGUGCUAUCUAAACCAGCUAGCAUAACAUAUCCUGAAUGGGGUUGAUGGAAAAAAUACAAAACCAAGGCAGACAAUUAUAUAAUCAGCUGUGCUCCAAAGACUUAACUGUUCAUUUAUGUGUGUCAUCUUUAAAAUCAUAACUUUGAUAAUAUGUUUAUAAAAACCUGAGCUAUAGCAAUCAUUUUUGACAACAAAAGCUUCACCAUUAUUGUGAUGACGUCCCUUUUUUCUUUCUUGAUCAAUUUGAGAAGAAGAAUGUUUGUGUGUUUUCGGUCCUGUUAUACUGCACUGAAAUAUAUGUUGAUGAUUCAUUGUUACAAUAAAAUAUGUAAUAAUAUGAAAAGGAAAAUCAGAGGGAAAUGAGUACAUUUUAUAAGGACAGCAUGAGUGCUUACUGCAAUAUUUGUGACUAUUUCACCGAGCAUAGUUUGAAAUUAUUAAUGGGAGAUAACUUUAAACCACUAUUCUCAAUUUUAUUUUGUUGACCUGUACGUAACAGUUAUUUCACAAGGUCAAAAAGUAUGGAAUUGGCAAUUAUGUUUUAAGUGGUUUUUUAUUUUUAUUAUAUGGAACAUCUGUACUUUCUUCUUCCUUCUUUUCUACUUGUGAUUUAUAGAGCAACAGCAGUAGCUUGGUAUUAAAUUUAAUUCCAAACUCUUGCAUUAACAUUAGUCUUAGAAUUGAAUGAAUAUUCUAGGUCGAAAGAAAACGUUCGUAUGGCUGUUGUUUGGAUAUGGAUUUUCUUUUGGACAGUUUCAAUUCAAACAUGUGUCUAUUCUAUAACCACAUAUUCCAUUUGUUAAUGGAAAUGUAUAAUUUUAUAGUAGAAACUUCCAAUCUUUAGUCAUUAACAUAUAUGGAGAAGGCAAUCGGCUUUCCAAUUACCCUAUUGCCUUUGGGUAAAUUACCACAUUCUCAUAUAGCCAGAUGCAUUUGCAAAGUUUGUGUGCAUGUUAUCCCAUAUGGAACUUAUGUACACUUGGACCUCUUCUGAAUGAGCAAUGUCUUUGCCUUAAGUAGAACAAACCGAUCUGUUGUGCUCCAUUAAAGUUCUUGUUCAUCUUAAUGAGUUGAACACUAGGAUGGCUAUGGCAUCUCCGGCCAGUCAUUACAGUCAUUACCACUGCAUUCAGAGGUGGAAGAGAAGAAGGAGAUAGAGAAGAGGGAGUUGGCUCUUGCUCUAUAUAUAUAUUGCACACAAACAUGGAUGGAGGGAAAGUAGUUAUCAUUGCAGAGAGUCCUAUAAACCUUUACUUAUUGGAGUCAGCCUCCUACUCAUUGAGCACAAGAUGGCAAAAAGGGAAGCACAGUCAGAUUCUUUCUCAAGAAUAAUGAAUAUCAAGUCAAAGCUGCCAUCAAGAAGUAUAUGGCAAAAUGUCCUUUAUUCCUUUAUGGCAUUUAAUAAUUCUCACUGAUUAAAUAAUUUGCUCACUUGUUGAUUGGCUCCCAUAGGUGAGGCAAUGGAUUGUUCAAUCUCUUAUGAAACUUUUAGUUAACAAACUAAAAGUUACCUGAGUUUUUAAUAAAACUCAUUGAAUGACUUUCUUUCAGCCCAAAUACAUAGCUGUGUUUUGUAGGGAAACAAUAUAUAUAUAUAUAUAUAUAUAUAUAUAUAUAUAUUUAAAUUUGUAUUUCACUUUAAUUUUAAAUUUAUAUAUAUAUAUAUGUAUAUAUUUAUAUAUAUAUAUAUUAAUUUAAAUUUGUAUUUCACUUUUUGCUUCUUCUUCGUGAUUCUAAGUAUCAGUGUCUGGAUUCUGUUACAAGAAACUGCAUAUAAAGGAAUCUAAACUUAUAAUUGUACCAUGAUGAAAAAUCUUUAACAUUUGCAUAAACUUUUAAAAAUUACAUUACUACUAAGAAACAACUUAGAAAAAGGGAUCUAAACCGCAACAUAAUUGGUUAACAUUUUUUUUUUUUUUUAAUGCAGAGGUGUCUCACCCUGAACAUAUUUAGGGGAAGUUGCACCUUUUUCAUUUUGAAAUCAUGAGUAACUUUAGGGGUAAGCCAGUUCACAUGUUACUUGAACACAAUGUUUAUCUUGCCAAUAGGCAGCUCCUUCUCCUUAUUCAACCAAUUAUUAAUGUUGAUAUUAUGAAAUGCAAGCUCAGGAGCUACGUAGUGGAUUUUUUGUGUCCCCAUUCCCACUCAUGUUUGAACUGCCUAUCCAAGUUGUUUAUUUUAUUAUUUUAUUUUUAUUUUUUUGCUUUGUUUAUUUUUUUUACUUGAACUAAUAAUCCUUUAACUGGUGCUAUGUAAGCCUUAAAAGUGCCAGGGAGGUGAUGAGAAAGUAACACUAAAAUAUACAUUCUUCAAAAGAAUGGAUGUACUGGGUUGGACAUUUCUUUUUGGACGCUAACCAGAACUUUGGAGAUGUACAGACAAAACUAUUUAGAACUAUUGUUCUAAAAAUAAUUUUAUCAAGAAUUCAAGAAAAGCAAAAAUUACUAAUAUUUUUUAAAAUCUACAAAUAUAAUUAUAUAAUAUUUAUUCAAUAAUAAAAAUGACUAAUUUUAAAAAUAGUUCUUGGAAUAUAUAAUUAUCUUCUCUCUGAAUAUAAUAUAUCAGAUUCCUUAAACUUAGAUUUUGGCAGAUUUUAUUCAAAUACAAGUCCUUUGUGUUCCUUUCAAGCAUUUUAUAGACUUGGAGCUGGUCCAAUAACUAUUAGAUACUAUAUGACAUAAUUAAUUAUAGCCUGCACGGGAGCAGGAAUCUACAGGUAGAAAAUGAUAUAUGAAUAAGUCAAUGAGGAAAUAAUUAUUGUGAAACAUGAAAAACAUUAUGAAAUGUAAUAUAAUUUACAUUUGUCUCAUGUGUCUCAUACAUCUCUCAUAACCACUAUAGAAACAUUGAUAGCACUGCCAUGGAAGAACUAAUGUCUCAUUGUAUAUCCUCACUUUUAAAUGUUAGGUAUUUAAUUGUUGAAUGUACUUGUUUGGAGCCUUUAUCCAAAUGCUUAGCUUUUUGUAUCUAGGUACAUGACACAUAUAAACAUUUAUGUCCAGGCUUAUCGGUGUGUCAGAUUUAUCAGGAAUGAUCAUAAAGACACGUCACACAUGCACAGAAUAUUUCACUCAUUCCAUUUCUUAAGAAAAGAAACUCUACUUUAACUACCCUUAUCUUUCCAACUUAUCUGGCUUCUGCUUUUAAGCAACCUUUUUAUUAAUAUAUGUCGCUUAAAGGGUAACAGAAAGAAAAAUAAGUCUCAGUAAAAAAUGAUAACGUACUUAUAGUGAGACAUUAAUAAAUAGCAAUAUACCUAUAGUGAAAUGCUUUUUAUUUGUGUAAAAAAAGUAAUUCUAAAACUCUAUCACCACUCUGUAGAAUAUGAUGAAUGAAAAUGUUAUCAGUUAAUUAUUUAUAUACCAGGGCCAAAACUAAGAUCCUUCCUGAAUUCAUAAUAUGUACACGUUUGUGCACAUGCAAUGGUUAUUAAAGAAGUAUGUUUAUUUAGAGUGGACCUCCCCUAGAAUAUACUAUACAGAGAUGAGACAAGGCAAUGUAAGUCUAUAUAUGCUGUGAUGUAAUUUGAGAUUGGGUGUCUAAAUGGGACAUAAUUGAAAUUUAAACUAAAUACAAGUUUGAAAACUGAAAGCACAGUCUGAUCACUUUCUAGAUAAGUAAGAUGACAUGUGAACAAAAAAGGUCUAUUCAGCUUUUGAUGACUCCAGGUUCCAGUUUUAGAACUACUUAAUGUUGGCAAAGCAUCAUGGAAGAUGUAGUUCUAAAACAGCUGGAGAUCCAUAUGUAUCCAAUCCUUGUUUUGUGAAUGCUUCACCAGAGAGUAUUAUGUCUGUACUUGGCAAUUAUUACUGAUAACAGUAACAAUGCAUGUUAUUCUUUUUACAGUUCAGGUGACCUUUAAUGGAACUGCUAACAGUACACUGAUUCUAGAGGCUCUAUCAAACAACAGUAGAGUGGGAAAUUGGACAGGUGGAGAUUGUGUUCAAGAUAGUGAAUUUGUUUCUAAUACAUCCAUAGAAUGGACGUCACCCGCAAACCUGUCAUCUGUUACGAUAAAGUGAGUGUUUGGCGGGAAACUAUUUGAGCAUACUGUUAUUUAGCACGUGCCAUUUUAUUUUAACACCAUUUCUCUCUUUUCAAGAACCCAUUUAUACAAUUGUAUUACUUUACUACUCUAUUGUCAGAUAAAGAGUUUCCAGACCCAAGAAAUAUUUCUAAGUAAAAUCUGUGAUGCUAGGCUAAGAAUUUUGAGCCCAUGUACAGCUGACUUCUGACUCCUAUCAUUCAGUGAUAUACACAAAGGAGAUUAAUCUUAGCCUAUGAAGACAAAAAGCAAUACAGUAAAGCAGGGGCAAAAAGUGCUAAUUUCUUCAGUUCCACAAAAUACAGAAACAUUCACAGAAGAUAUGGGUGACUUAAACACUUAAUUCAUUUGUAAACUUUGUCACUAAACCAAGAAUUGUCAGGAGUUAACCAGGAGAUAGCAGAUUUUGGACAAACUAGUUGAGUUGGAUCAUUUUUCCAUUUUGACCCAUUUGGAGCCAAUCAUUUUUAAUGUAUUGGUCAAUAUCCAACAAUUUCCAGUUUUGAAAAACAAACAUGUUGUGUCUGACACAUAUGCUCGUAUUUAAACCAACACCAUAGUGCCACUAAUGCAAACGUGUUUUCCUAACACUAUAGGUAUAAAUAGCUAUUUAGUCUCCCAUGCCACCCUUAGCGCCUGUUGGCUGAGAUCAUCAAAUUUAACGAUCUUGGCCAAUCCAAUGCUUUCUCAAUGCUCUGCACCAAUCAGCAUCUCCUCAUAUAGAUGCAUUGAAUCAAUGCAUUUCUUUAGGGAAUGUUCAGCACCUCUAUGCAAAACUUUGUGCGUUGUGUAGCACUGACCCAGGAAGCACCUCUAAUGGCAGUCUCAGUGACUGCCACUGGAGGUGUCCCUAGGUACUAACACAGAAAAGACAGUGCUUACAUUAAAAUGACUGUAGGGACAUGCUAUACUUACUAGAACAACUACUUUAAGCUGUAGUUGUUCUGGUGACUAUAGUGUCCCUUUAAUAUUGUUGGAUAAGCUUUUUAAAUUAUUUAAUAUGUUUGAAUAAGCUUUUAAAAUGGUUUAAUAUUAUGUCAAAUAUUUACAUUUUGUAAUAUAUGGAUUUUUUUAUAUAUGCUAUUUAUGAUUUCAAAAAUUAAUCCGAAAAUAUUAAAUUGUGGCCUUAAUUACAGAUAACAAACACCUUGAAAGGAUGCUCUAAGCACCAUAAUCACUAUUGCCGCAUUCCUGCUGGUUUCUUGGCACACCCAUUUGGAGCAGUUUACCAAAAGUUGAAGCUCACCCCAACACCCAUAGUCUUCCCCUCUUCAGCUGCACAUAUAAUGCAGAAACCACAUUACCAGGAAAGACUCCUUACAACCUAGGAGGCCAGGCAGGCGUAGUUCCCAUGGCUAACCCAGGGGACAGUGUCCAUAGACAAAUAACUGUAUUGUUUAUGGUAUUUAAAAUUGGCCCUUUCAACAGAAUUGCUAAAUACCACCAAAAAAAAUUAUAAUAAUUUCUAGUGAUAAAGUACAUAUUGCAGUGAGUACAAAUCCUUCACAAUUUUAAAGUAUGUCAGACAGAGCUAUGUUUACUAGCGAAACGUAAAUGGUCUAAUUAAAUACCUAUUUAUAACAUGCUUAAUACAUAUAGAUGCUGUGGCCCGAUGAACAUUGGAGUAUAUUCUCUACUAAAUUAAACUCAAACCAAAAAUACAUUAAGGACACAUUUGUAAAACAUAAUAUGCAUUAUUUACAAAAGUAUGCUAUUAGAAGAUUGUAUUAAAUAAUCUCUUUCUGGAGCCUCAUUAUAAAAGUUGUGGCGUGUUUAAUUUGCCACAAUGACUGACUGAAUGGAUCUCAAUCUAAACAAUGAUGUCCUUACUAGACCAUCAAAUUAAUUAAAAUACAAUGCUUAGCAGUCUCCUUGAACUUCAUAAUCCUAGAAUAAGGCUACAGUUUGCCAUUGCACAGUAUGUAUCUCUAAAUUAAGUAUAGUGAUGUGUACUGUAUGUUUUGUUUAUUAUAUGUUUUUUUGUGUAGCUAUGUCAUUUUUUAUUUUAUAGUCUGCUUUACUUGCAAUUAAUCUCACAUUACAUUUUAAAGCCAAUAAACUAAAUUGACAUCAAACUUUGUGAUAACACUUUAAUUGGUUUACUCCACUGUAAUUAACCCACACCCAAUUUACAAAGGCACACUGAUACCCGGCAGCUGUUUAUUGCUUUCACAAGGAACAUAAUUAGUUUCUGUAUGCAAAUCUUGACUUUCUCUGCAAAUUUUACCCUUUGUAUUUCAAAAGGUUUCCUUAACUAGAUAGUAACGUGAGCGUGCACUGUUUGUAAUUGUCACAUGUUAGUACAGAUGGCAAACCUUCAGAUUUCACUGUACACAAAGUGUGCAUAUUAACAGCAUUCUGACCCUGUUGCUUUCAAAUUAUAUCUGACCCUAUUCUCUCUGACAUCUGAUUCAGUUAGGCUACUCUUGGCAACUAUCUGAAAAUGUACGGUGUAAGCGGGCAUGAUGGUUAUAUGUAUUCUGGGAAAUUAUCAUGUUAUAUGCAUAAUUAACAGAUGUUUAUUUAUUGAGCAAAAAAAAGAGUAAACCAAUGUACAUUUACUUUCAGUGCUUUUAUCAUCACGGUGGAUGGAAACUUCACAGCUUCUAAAGUUCUAAAUGCUAGUAAGUUUCUUUCAUUAGUUAUUUACUUAAUUUCGUGCGAUGUAUACUUUGCUGUUUGCCUAAUUUGAAUUGUACAUCUAAAGUUCUUGACAACUGUAUAGACAUAUUUACAGUUGCAUUUGAGUAUAGAGUUAGAUGGAAAAAAAUGUUUCCUGUAGAGAAUCACAGUUUUUGCUUCAUAACAUAUCUGUCUAAAAAAAUGUCUCGAAACCCAAAACAGCCGCAUUUAACAUAAAAAAACUGCCAAUUGGAGAUCGCCUUAAUAGUGAAAACUCGGAAGCAAUAUAUGCCGUAUACCGUGCUUGCUUCUAUUUUGUUUAAAUGGAAUUAAUUCACUCAAAUACUUUCCAUUUGACAUUAUAACAACCUUUUUUUACCUGGAACAUUAAGAUCCAUUUCUUAAAGUGUUUAUUUGAGAUGCAGUCAUGCAUGGCCACUUGAUCUUGUUUUGCUACUUGAAAUAUCCGUAACUGGAAUUUGAGAUAUAGUUACACUGACUACGUCUUACAUCAUCUAAAGUAUUAAAAAAUGGUGCCACUUUACAAUUGUGUGAAAGUUAACUUGCCUUUCUCACUUCAAACUGAAAUGCGUUGACUGAAUUCAUUCUGCAAUAAUUUGCCACUUUAAGUAUUUGAAAUUAUAGCCAGAUAAAACUAUGAGGGAAAUAUUAUUUUGCAAACAUUAACGACUACAGUUCAAGGUGUAGAUAAUUUCAUACAUAUUAUGAUUUACUUUGUAGAACAAAACAAGCUACUUAUAGUCUCAAAUCUCAUCAGAUGAACAUGAGAAUUUAGUCAUAUUUCAUGCUUAGAUUAACACAUAUUAGUACUUUCUCAAGUUCUAUCCCAUAAGACUACAGCAAUUCUGUGCUUUAAAAAAUCGUGCUCAUAAUAGGAUUCUGAAAAAUAUACCAAAAGAAAAGACUCACUCAUCUGAACAAACACAUUUUAAGUGAGUAGAUAAGUGCUACUGCAUGUAAUAAAAUAAAUUUACAAUGUCAAUGAGGUGGGGAGCACUUAACUAUACAAAAGAAUCUACCGAUCACAGAAUACUGUGUAAAACAUAUAUGUAGUCCCAUAUUCUGGCAACAGGAUGCUUAGAUUUUCACAAAGUGCAAAAAGAAAAAAAAAUACUGCAAGCCUUUCUGAUAGUUUAAUAUGAACUCAAAUAAGGUUGAGUAAACACGAGCUCCAUUUCAAACAUUUGCUUUGACAUACAUUGCACAAAUAUAUACACUGCAACUCUUCUUUGCUAAAUUAAAAUUCCCACUAAUAGUAUGUAGCUCAGCAAACAUAUGUUUUAAUGAAAUUUGGAGACAAUACAUAAGCCAUAUUGUUUCCAUCCCAAUACUAAUAAAUCAUCUAUAUAGAUGUGUUGUUGUAGUCUUUACUAUUUCUCAUAUGAAAUGAAAUUAUUUUUACUCAACCACAAUUUAGAGAAAUACAGAUGGUUUACCUCGAGGUUUACCUUUUGGGUGUUAACCUUUUUUCAUUGUUUAAUACAUAGAAUUUGUUUUUAAAAAAACAUUGAAUUCAGAGACACAAAUCCUAUUAAAACUUCUAUUUGAGAAUCAUUGUAUUAUCCAUUAUUGUAUAAUAAUAUAAUGUCUGUAAUAGAGAGAGUAUAUUCCUUAAAGUUUAGGGAAUUAUAUUUUGGAGAUCAUCUCUUCUUUUAAUGUAAUAUAACGCUGUAGGAUCAUGAAUUAAGACCAGUUCUGGGAAAAGUGUUUUACAAAUUGAGCAAUUAAAAAAAUAUUGUGUUGAUUGCUCUAAUUUUAGAAAGUUGCUCCAGAAUGUUACUUAUGACAAAGAAAAUGAAGACGCUAAAUAGGUUAAAUAACACUUUUAAUGGAAGGACUCUAGAACAAUCAAUAGUGUGAUAUUUUCCUUCUAAUAUGAAAGUUAAAUUAUCCCAUUACUUUUAUGUUAGAAGGAUAAAUAUGCUAUUUCCUCCCAUUGUCUCGUACGUAAAUUAGAAACAGAAAAAAAUAAUGAAAAAAAAAUAAAAUAAACACAACUUUUUUGUAGAGUUUCUGAUGACGACCACUUCUUUUUACCUGCCGUCUUUUUAAAAAUGUGUCAUGAGUAAGAAGAAAUUAUGUUUGUUUGGUACAAUGUAACAGCUGUUUCAAAAAAACUAAAAUAAAAUGUUUUAUUUCAGAAGCUAACAAUGAAAGUUCACCCCAAUAUUGGUUCUCCACCUCAAUGCUAUGUUUAAUGCACAAAACAAGAAAACUAAGCACAUUGAAUUGAUUGUAUUUAUAUGUUUCAUGAUAGACUAACGAGCACAUUUUGUUUAGAGAUUGAACUUUUCUUUUCCAUAAAUCUAUUAUUGAAUUCUAUAUAAUUGUUACCACUAAUAUUACCCGUUAACUAAAGUAAAUUGCUGAUUGCAGAGGCAUAACUGUAAUUUUUUUUUUUUUAAAGACAUAUUUGCAGAGACUAAAGUUAUUUUCACAAAUUUAAAAUAUGUAACAUAUACAGAGGUGCAUGGUAAAGUUCAAAGUUGGUGGGGCCACUGCCCCCCUUACUUGUUGGACUCUACUGACUUACUUAAACCCAUGAGAUGUCAUACCCUGCUUAAAACCAAUCAUAAUCAUAAAAGGGAGACUUGGCACCAGUGAGUCGGAGCACAAGCCCCGCACAGACUCACUAGGAGACAGAUAAAGCAUAACUACCGCUAUACACCACAUCCCUAACCUGGCAGCCUGGGUAGGGAGAUACGAGCAGAUAGAUACCGGUGCCCAACCUACCCUCACAGAAGAGGCACCCUGGUUGUGCUUAACCCCUUAACCCCUUAAGGACACAUUACAUGUGUGACAUGUCAUGAUUCCCUUUUAUUCCAGAAGUUUGGUCCUCAAGAGGUUAAGGACACAUGACAUGUGUGACAUGUCAUGAUUCCCUUUUAUUCCAGAAGUUUGGUCCUUAAGGGGUUAAGAGAUCAGUACACACAUCACUCCAGGGCACAGCUCACAACUUUCACACAUAGCCCCAUUCAAUCUCAAGACCAGAUGCGCACCCUGAGGCACUUCAUAGACUAGUCUACCUAAUCAUUGCAGACCUAAGACCUACCUACCAUUUACUUGCACUCAUAGACAUCGCUAUCCUAACUCGCCUUUCAUAUGCAGGCCUUGAGAUGUAUAAUGAUGUUUCUAACUUGUCUCUCGUAUACCAUAAACUGUGCUGUUUGAAUCGUAAAAAUUGUUUCUACACUGCUUGCUCCAGCUGUUGUGGCGGAACAAGUUCAUUUGUAUCACUAAGCACGAAAAAUAUAGAAUUUAAAAAAAUAAUAAUAAUAAAAGGGAGAAUAGAAACUACAGAUUCUAAUUAUGCUAGACACAUAUAUUUUAUAAAACACACUUAUCAGUAGUCCUUACAAUGCCAAUAAAUUUUAUUUUAUUUUAUUUUUUGCAGCAAAAACUGGCAAUGUGGAUCAGAUUCCACUUGGAAAUAUAUGAAAUUGUGUAUAGGGGCAUUUACACCUUAAUAUAGCAAGAACCCCUGUGUUUUAGUAAAAGGCUACAAGAAAGAAAGUAGGAAAAAUUAAAAUCAAAGCUUUAUCAAAGCUUUAUUACAAAAUCAGCAAAAUGCAGCUAAGGAUGAGAUCAAGUUUAAAGGAACACUAUACUGUUAGGAAUACAAUGCUAAAUUCCUAACACUGCAGAGUCCUUAUGCCCCUGCGCUCCCUUCCCACCCCUCUCCACACCACCACCAUUAAAAUGAAAGAGUUAGAAACCCUUUAAACAGUUACCCGAUUCCCAUGUUAAAGUCCCUCUGUGCUGGCUCCAUCUCAGCCUCCCCCGUUGCUCACUCGUUAGACCUUCCCCGUAGGAAAGCAUUGACUAAAAUGCUUUUCUAUGGGGGAUUUAAAGAUGCUUUAUGUCCUCAUGCACAAUGUGAAGACUUCCAGCAUCAACUCUGUUAAAUUGCAGGAAGCGCCUCUAGUGGCUGUCUGGUAGACACUAGAGGCAGUCUUAACCCUGUAAUUUAAACAUUGUAGUUUCUCUAAAACUACAAUGUUUUACAUUGCAUGGCAUGGAGACUGCACUCAGACCACGUCAAUGAGAGGUGUUCUGGGUUCCUAGAGUGUCCUUUUAAUGACCAAAAAUCUUAAGAUAAACUUACACUAAUGAUAGUUCCAAAUCUACUCUAAGUCUCUAAUGCAAAUUUACAUGAGCAAUAAAAAUGUUAUACUAUAUUUUUAGACUAUCACAUAUAUUUUUGAACUUCUUUUAAUGUUACCUUUUAUUUUAAUUAUAAUUAUAUUCAAUCAUUACAGUUCCUUUUAAGGACAGGUACAUCUUCGACAAUAAAAUUUAAAAAAAAGUUAAAUGAGUAAUUGACUGAAUAAUUCUUCAGAAAGUGUCAUUAAUAUAUAAACAUAAGAGGCAGGCAAAUGUGUCCUACAUUAUACAAAUCUGUGUUUUGUUUAAAAUAAAAUUAUUUAUCUUUCUUUUUUUUUUUCAGUACCACCUACAGCAGGAAAUAACACAUCCAACGCUACAACUGCAGGUUAGUUAAAAUGUACCUGUCAUGUAGCACACAAAUUAAUCUCAGUUUAAAAAGUAUUAAUGUCCAUGUCUUCAUUGUGCCAUCAAAAGUGUUAGCAAAAAUAUUCUUGGUGGCUCCUCCCCAACUGUCAAUCAGAACCUUGGCAUUCGACCUGUGUGCUGGCAACACACACAGUUUAAUACAGAGGAGUGAUUGACUAGCUGAGCAGGAGAAUCCUCCCCCUUGAAGUUCUCUUGCUUCCCAUCACUGUUUUACUCUCUCAUUUCUUAUUCUUACUGGGGGAGUAUGCGACACAUUGAUCCUGAUAUGUUUGCAGUGAAGCUUGCAUAUCAGCGUCAUGGAGGAUGGACCAACUUGGGGAUAUAUCCCAAAGUAUGCAUAAUUGCAACAGACAGGGAGGAUACAUCUGAGAAUGUCAAUGUUGGCACGAGGGACCACAGGUAAGUAUAAAUAUAAUAGCUCCCAAAUAAAUAAAAAAUAUGAUUUAUCACAAUGAUUUAUUGUCUUGAGAGCUGUUAACUGUUAAAGUGAACAUGACAUCCAGGGUGAUCUCUGCUUGAUAUGUCUGUCUUUUUAUUUUUCAGCAGUGGUUAGUAGGCGAAUUGAAAUUUCGAGACCUGUUAAUUUCCAGAUUUUCAUAAUACUGAAUAAUUAGCUGGGCUUUUUUGCACAGUUCAUAUUGUUUUCAGGCUUUUUAGAUGUGACGAUAUCUAAAUUCAAAAUGUUAUGGCUGUUUUUUUUAAUAAAUCCUUCACUUUAAGCCACAAAAUGCACUUUGAGGGAGUUCACUAUAGGAAUAAAAAUAUAUAUAAAGACAUUAGUUUUGGUUAUUGGUUAUCCUACAAACUGGUGUUACAGGGAGAACCCAAAUGUAGAUUGAUGCAAAUUAUCUGGGUUAGUGAGAUCUACGUGUUAUACAAAAAUGGUGUCUGGGAACUCUAUGCAUUUUAGGAACGACUUGUACUCCAAAGGAUGUGUUUUAACACUAAAUGGUUUAAUAGAUUUAAUGUAGAUUUCUUUACUCAAAAAACUGUAAUAACUUUUAAUCUCAGCAGUCAAAAUGCUUCAUGAAAAUAACUUUUCAAAUUCAUGUCUUAACAAAAAACUGACAUAUUUAUUUGUAUUUCAGCACCAGGAACAGUAGGAAAUACAACAAAUAGUGUUACAACAGCAGGUUAGUUUAUCUAUCUAUCUAUCUAUCUAUCUAUCAAUAUCUAUCUAUCUAUCUAUCUAUCUAUCUAUCUAUCUAUCUAUCAAUAUCUAUCUAUCUAUCUAUCUAUCUAUCUAUCAAUAUAUCUAUCUAUCUAUCUAUCAAUAUAUCUAUCUAUCUAUCUAUCUAUCUGUAUGUCUGUAUGUCUAUCUAUCUUUUAAUCUUUAUCUCUAUCAUUCUAUCUAUCUAUCUAGCUAUCUAUCUAUCGUUCAUUCUAUCUAUCUAUCUAUCUAUCUAUCUAUCUAUCUAUCUAUCGAUCUGUCUGUCUGUAUGUCAAUGACACAUUUACUUGCCAGUCAUCAGGGCUAACUUGUCACUUGACAAUGGCUAAUGGUGAGUGCAUAUUUUAGCCCUGACAUGGACUAUUGAAUAGAAUAAUAAAGAGCUGUUUCUGAUAACAAUAUGAAAUAUUAUUCAGUCUUAAAGGUGAAUAGGUCCUUUGUACUCCUCAAAAUGUGUUUUGCUGGCAACACAAAAUGCUUCAACAGAAAAUGUGUGAACUAGUCAUAAAAAAAAUCUGUAAUAAUAUUUAAAUCCAUAUAGUCAAAAAGAUUUGAUGAUAAUAAUAGCUUCUUAAAUUUGUGUCUGUAUAUAAAAGAUUUUUAGUUUUAUUCCAUCAUCAGAAACAGCAAAAAACACAACAUAUUUCACAAAUUCUUGACUUUAUAAAACUUAUUUAUUUUAAUUUCAGUACCAGGAACAGGAAAUACAACAACCGGUUAGUUAUUUUGUCUGUCUGUCUGCCUGCCUGCCUAUGUACCUCUGUCUACCUAUCUAUCUCUGUACCUCUGUCUACCUGUCUACCUAUCGAUCUCUGUACCUCUGUCUACCUGUCUACCUAUCGAUCUCUGUACCUCUGACUGCCUGUCUACCUAUCUAUCUCUGUACCUCUCUCUACCUGUCUACCUAUCGAUCUCUGUACCUCUGUCUACCUGUCUACCUAUCUAUCUCUGUACCUCUGUCUACCUGUCUACCUAUCGAUCUCUGUACCUCUGUCUACCUGUCUACCUAUCUAUCUCUGUACCUCUGUCUAUUUGCCUACCUAUCUAUCUCUGUACCUCUGUCUACCUGUCUACCUAUCGAUCUCUGUACCUCUGUCUAUCUGUCUACCUAUCGAUCUCUGUACCUCUGUCUACCUGUCUACCUAUCGAUCUCUAUACCUCUGUCUACCUAUCUACCUAUCUAUCUCUGUACCUCUGUCUACCUGUCUACCUAUCUAUCUCUGUACCUCUGUCUACCUGUCUACCUAUCAAUCUCUGUACCUCUGUCUACCUGUCUACCUAUCUAUCUAAAAUCUGUAAUAAUAUUUAAAUCCAUAUAGUCAAAAAGAUUUGAUGAUAAUAAUAGCUUCUUAAAUUUGUGUCUGUAUAUAAAAGAUUUUAAGUUUUAUUCCAUCAUCAGAAACAGCAAAAAACACAACAUAUUUCACAAAUUCUUGACUUUAUAAAACGUAUUUAUUUUAAUUUCAGUACCAGGAACAGGAAAUACAACAACCGGUUAGUUAUUUUGUCUGUCUGUCUGCCUGCCUGCCUCUGUACCUCUGUCUACCUAUCUAUCUCUGUACCUCUGUCUACCUGUCUACCUAUCUAUCUCUGUACCUCUGUCUACCUGUCUACCUAUCUAUCUCUGUACCUAUGUCUACCUGUCUACCUAUCGAUCUCUGUACCUCUGUCUACCUGUCUACCUAUCGAUCUCUGUACCUCUGUCUACCUGUCUACCUAUCUAUCUCUGUACCUCUGUCUACCUGUCUACCUAUCAAUCUCUGUACCUCUGUCUACCUGUCUACCUAUCGAUCUCUGUACCUCUGUCUACCUGUCUACCUAUCUAUCUCUGUACCUCUGUCUACCUGUCUACCUAUCUAUCUCUGUACCUCUGUCUACCUGUCUACCUAUCUAUCUCUGUACCUCUGUCUACCUGUCUACCUAUCUAUCUCUGUACCUCUGUCUACCUGUCUACCUAUCUAUCUCUGUACCUCUGUCUACCUGUCUACCUAUCGAUCUCUGUACCUCUGUCUACCUGUCUACCUAUCGAUCUCUAUACCUCUGUCUACCUAUCUACCUAUCUAUCUCUGUACCUCUGUCUACCUGUCUACCUAUCUAUCUCUGUACCUCUGUCUACCUGUCUACCUAUCGAUCUCUGUACCUCUGUCUACCUAUCUAUCUCUGUCUAUUACUUUCAGCAUGGCAGAUGUUUUGGACUACUCCUGUACUGCUUUUACAAUCAUAAUGCUGGCAAAGCUUCAGGAGUAAUAAAGAUGCACUGUUUAUUUUUCUGUUUACAUUUCUUUACAGGAUCUACAACAACAACUACACACACAACAAGCACUGGUUCAGCAACGCAUCCCAGUUCUAUGCUUAUGGCUCUUAUUCAGACAUUUGGUUUGUUUGUGAUCACUAGCCGUCUUCUAUCAUAAACGAAAUCUAAGAGAACUUAUGGACAUAAUUAGAACUUGUAUCUCUGUAUUUUUAAGUGUAUCAUAAUAAGAAGACUUUGAAAAGUUAUCAACAUUAAGAAUGUUCUUUGUAACAAUGGACCAACUUCCGUUAAAGAGUAAAAAUUGUCCACUUCAUUUAAUAAUUAAAAGUAUAAUCAGUUCUGUGUGAUAUCUUAACCCAGCUCAACCCAGGCUUAAUCAGCCAUCUGGCAUCCUAAAGGAUGGCAGAUUUAUAAAAUAUCAAGUUAUUGGCAUGUGUCUAGCCUUAUUAAGAGAAAAAGAAGGAAAACGCAAAGAAAGCUUUGUCAAUGGUAAUCGUUUUUGAUUACCAUUUUAUUGCUUCUAUACAAGUCAUACCAAACCACUCACAAUUUUAUAUCACGUGCUAUGUUAAAUAAUAUUAGUGGGAAGAAUGGAAUCAUAUUGCUUCCAUAUAUGAACACUAAGACUUUCCAACAUGGCUAAUCUGACGUUGAUGAUGUUACGAUCAUUGCUUUUAUUCCAAACUAGAAUGAAGAUAAAUUUUAUGUUAAAAUGACAUUUAAUCAGUAACAUAUAUUAACAAGCUCGUAGUUAAAUUAGUAGAUUGAGCAUAUAAAAUUAUAUAAUUUAUUACAAUUAAUUCCAAUCUAUGGAGGCUUUGAAUACCAUUGUUACUUGACUUGUGCAUGGUAGAAACAUUUGGUUCAGCCUAAACAUUUUUCAGAGAACGAGAUUUAGUUCGGGACCUACAACACUCGUCUGAAUAUCAUCCAUGAAAAAUAGCUGGAAAACAAUUUGUUCAAAAACAAUAGGGCAAGAAAAUUGACUACUCAGUGUACUGGAAAAUACAUACAUAAUAUGAAUAUUAUAUAUAUAUAUAUAUAUAUUUUUUUUUUUAUUAUUCUGUACACUUUUCUGCUAUUUGUUUCGCAAAUAAAGUGAGAAAAAGUAACCAAUAGACGGAAAAAGAUGAGGAGCAUUAAAAAUAAAUACAUCUAUUUUUAUAUAUUAUAUAUCAUUAUUAAAUGUAUAUUAUAUACAUAAAAGUAUAAUAAUAUAGAUAUUUUUUACUGCUCCUUCUCAUCCCCCCACCCCCUACCCCCGAUUGGUUACUUCUCACUGGUUCUGUGAAUAAAAUCAACAUUUAGGGGCUUUCCUCUAGCCAUAAAUAAUAUUUUUCCAUUAAUAAUGCACAAAAAUACCAAAUCAAAUGAACAAGUUUGGCCAAUACUCCAGUCAUUUGCUCGGUUACAGGUCCAUAUGGUGCUUCGAAAAUACAGAAUUCAGCCGAACCGCCUAAAUUUGGACAAAUUUCAAUUCCACCAAAACUAAAUGCACAAGUCUCAUAGUAACAUUGCUGCACACUCUUCUGAUAAUUCUAACUUAAUAGUUAAGGCAAGGCCUGUGUCUAGGAUUUUUAUAUUGUUAUUUUAAGCUAUGGAAUAUAUUGCCAUACAUAGAGAUUGUUUGAAGUUUUGUAUAAAAACCAAAUCUGUAGAACACUUAAAAAAACAACGUUUAAUUUGUUUUCAUUUAAAACCUUUCCUGAAAUGUUCUCCUUUACUAUUCACCUUUCUGAGCAAAUGUACAUUUUUAUUUCUUAUAUGCAAACUAUUGAAAAUGUUCAACUGCAUCUCUGCUGCUUUGCAAAAUAGAUAUGGAUAGUGAAUAUGUCCACAUAGCUAAACAAUGUGCUAAAGGAACGUCUGUGUUUUUGUUUACUUCUCUAAGCUAAAAUACAUACUAGCACUAAUGUAUACACAAAUAAUCAUAUACCUACAUAUAUCAAGCUACUUCUCUUACAUGAAAUUACAUAUGUGUAUAUUAAUAGAUUAUAUUUUCUUAAGAAAUUCUUUUAAUAUAUUUAACUAAGUCUUAAUAAAUAUAAUAUAAAAUCUUUACGAAGAGGACUUUGUUUUUUUUUUUUUGCAUUGGGGUACCAGUAAUGUGGACAGACAAACGGACAUAUAUAUGAAGGAUCAAAAGUACAGACGGACAGACGGACCGACUAAUAGAUAGCUAGAUAGACAGAUAGCUAGAUAGACAGAUAGAUAGAUAGAUAGAUAGAUAGAUAGAUAGAUAGAUAGAUAGAUAGACAGAUAGAUAGAUAGAUAGAUAGAUAGAUAGACAGACAGAUAGAUAGAUAGAUAGAUAGAUAGAUAGAUAGAUAGAUAGAUAGAUAGAUAGAUAGAUAGACAGAUAGAUUGAUAGAUGCCAUUGGGAUAUCAUGUGAUAUACAUGUAAAGAUCACACUCAUCCAUUUUGUACAUCUUCACUAUUGUACAUUCAUUUCUUGUCUUUCUACAGUGAUUAUUGCAUCCCAAAAUAGAGAAACAUUGUGAAAGGUAUCAAUUGCUCCACCCACACAUAUUUUGUUUGUUUUCUAUGUAGAACUUUUUCAGAUUUGUUAAUAAUUAUAUAGCCACAUUAGGGUCUUGUGAAUCUCAGUUUCCAAAUUUCAAGUUCUUCAAUCUCAUUUAUUUGGCCCAUGUCCCCUUAGGGAUGAAAUAGUAGCCCACAACUACAUUUCACCCUCAUUAUAGAAAACCAUUUAAAAAAAAUAAAUAAAUAAAAAGACACAUUGGCUUUUUAAUAAGGGAUUUUUUAGUCUUUUCAUGUGAUAAUUUCUAUACCCAGUGUUUAAAAUCCCCUAUUUUAUUUUACAUUGUAUCACAGCUUCAUGUGCUUUAUCCCCAGUAUGCCCUUUUCCCCUCUAUGUCUUUUCCCUCUUAUUUAUCAGAUCUGCCUCCUACUGUGUGUCACAUUCCAACCAUUUAUGUUUUGUUGGUCUCUGUAUGUUUCUCAUCUAUGUUUGUAUUUUCUGACUGUCUUUGUUACUGAAAAGCACAAGAAAGCAGAAACAGGAGAGAACUGUGCAAGCAUGAGUUUGGGAAUUUAGGGCCUUUGCAUAUCUCCAAAAAUUACAUGUUCCUGCCAUCCACAAGCACCACUUAAUUGGUACCAAUAAGCGCUAACGUAUUUUCUAUUUUAACUAAUCUUUAUUGUUUUGUUUUCUUUUCUUAUAUAGAAAAGAACAAAUAAAAUUACAUGACAAAUACAAGAGUUUCCAAACAUACAAAAAAGAAGGAAAUAAAAAAGUAGCACAAACGUAUUUUCUAUGUGCAAUGCUAUUUUUAUUACUGUCUUGUUUUUUGAAAACCCAUGACCCAUGUGUUUUACCUCAUAACAAACCAAUAAACCUAUCAUAUAAAUUAUUUCAACAUGCAAGUAGAACAUUUCUUUCUAAAAUCUGACAAAUGUGACCUUCAGCUGUAGAUAAAACAUGAGAAAUUGUAUAGUUUCAUUCUUUAACGUGAUUCAUUUCCUGGCGAUCACGUUCUAUACUAAUGUGUUUUUUUUAGGAUAUUUUAUCAAAAAGUUAAUUAUUACUUGCCAAAGAAGUCAAGUAAAUGGGCAGGGUCAUUGUAAAUCAAUACAAUUGAUGUAUAUUUCAUGGUAACUAAAGUGUUCCAUAAAUAUAUAAAUGAAAGUGAACACGUACUAUAGCUAAGUUGUACUUGCUGAGCCAGAAGAGAUUAAAUAGUUUUAGAUUCAGAGGUGUUUCAUUAAUUUAAAAAUGACCUUGCCCUAUCAUCACCUUUUAAAGUAAACCUGGCAUGAGAAUUCUAUAUUAAGAAAAUAUCCCCAGCACAAGAGGAC